Brienomyrus brachyistius is the source of this 2601-nucleotide messenger RNA. RefSeq names its product golgi associated kinase 1B (gene gask1b). The record is from RefSeq and is a predicted model, not a curated record. Bases 288 to 1658 code for a protein of 456 amino acids. The transcript has 4 exons. Lineage: Eukaryota; Metazoa; Chordata; Actinopteri; Osteoglossiformes; Mormyridae. Gene Ontology annotation, cellular component: Golgi apparatus.
AUUCAUGAUACUGUAGUUUGCGAAAUGGGUCACAGAGGCUGUAUUACGUUCGGUUAGUGAAACUGGGGGAGCCGAUUUCACACAUAUGGUUUGCGCUCAUUCUGCCUGGAUAACAAAGACUCGCUUCUUUUUCUCUGUGAUGAAGUAACAGGGUAUCUGCUUUAGCCCAGUAUCGCCGGUGGGCUUUUCCAGCUCCUCCUUAAUCACGACAGUCACCAGCAUGAGAAAUGUCACUAUAACGUAGCCGUGGAAAAACUCCCCAUGCUGGAAUACAAAUUAAAGUAGAAAUGCGGUCUAUUCGGCCUGGGGAAAUAAAAGACGUUUUACUGGCGUGUCCCCGCCUGUACUUAUUCAGGUUAUCGAAGUGUGUAAGGAAGGCGUCUACUUGGAAGACCACCUUCCUCAUUGUCGUCGCAUGCUUCAUUUACUUGUUUUUCGUUGUUUCCCGACUGGGAGAAGUUGCGUCCCGGGAUAAACUUAAGUACCGGAGGAAGACGGUAGACGGCGAGUUGGAGGCGGAUCUGCGGGAGACGGCGGACUUUCGGGCGGCGCAGAAUGCGCACUUUCCCGGCGUCACCCCGACACCCAACGUGCUCUAUAUCACACUCAGAACCAAGCGUCGUAAGCCGCCACUUCUCAGGGCCACAGUGCGGCCAAAACCAAGGAAGAAAGUGGCUGUGAUUGACAACCACAUCCAGCACGAUGCGCUCAACGCAUUUGACAAAACCAAAGGUAAAUGGAAACCAAGAACCGCCCCGGACAACGAGAUACAUAUUAUACCGGGAACAAACAUCCACUAUACACUGAAGAACAUUGGACAUGGAGACAGUCCUAAGGGGCCGCAGUAUAGCUAUAUCAGGAUAUACAGCGAGAGAGCGCCGCCUUGGUUCAGUAGGGAAGACAUCCAGGCGCUGCGCUUCCUCGCCGACACCAACAUCAUCCGCAUGAAGGAGGUUUCAUCCGCCGCUUAUGGGCGCUUGGUGCUGUUUGAAGGCGCCACAGGUGGCACUUUAAGGUCCCCAGAUAAAGUUGUGGGGAUCCGCGGCGGUCCCGGCUGCCAAGGGCGCUGUGGGUUGCUCAGAAGAGCCGAGGAUAUGAGCGAGGUGUUCGCCUUUCACUUAGACCGGAUCCUGGGUCUGAACCGGAGCAUCCCGACUGUCUGCCGGAAGAUCGGCGUCUCUACAGACGGUGACCAAAGCCCCGCCGUGCUGUGGGACUCCUCGCUGGCCCCCACAGACGGCGAGUCCCACUCGUCUAUCAAGCUUACCUGGGGGGCGUAUCAGCGCUCACUCAAGCAGAAGUGCUGGCAGAGGGGGGUCACGCCCAGAGCGGGCUGGGGGUGCCCCAGCAUCCAUCACCACGAAUGGAGCAAACUCGCCCUUUUCGACUUCCUGUUACAGAUCUAUAACCGGCUGGACAGAAACUGCUGCGGGUUCAAACCGCACCAGGGGGAUCGGUGCGUGCGGCUCGGUCGUCACCUGCAGUGUGCUGAGCAGGACAGCAUCCGCUUGGCGCACAUCGUCCACAGAAUGCACGACCCCAGGCAUUUAGUCUUCAUCGACAACGAAGGAUAUUUUGACCGAAACGAAGACAAUCUGGAUUUUAAGCUAUUGGACGGAAUAACAGAAACCAUUGUUCACGUGUCCCUGUGUGCAUGAGAAUGCAGCAUCAUGACCAGCAGUAUCACGCCAGAGCUGCCAGCAAGAUCCGAGCUGCAUCCAAGAAUCUUACAAAUGUUCCCCAUGUGAUAAAUAAAUCAAGGCCUAGCGGAGUGUGGGAAAAGGAUUAUGGGAAUUUGGAUUGUUAGCUAGAAUGUUCCCUGCCUCAGCCGCUAACAUGUCCAGCUGUCUUAAUCAAGGCCACAUGUGCUUUAGAUUUGAUUCGGAGUUUCUUAUUUUACCGCCACAACAACUUUCAUUAUUUUACAUAUUUUAGCACAAAGACAUGCAUGUGAACUGUAUUCUCUAUUAAUUCUCAUGUUUUCCACUGUGUGCUAAUGAAUGAAAACCUUUAAAAAUACAUUUACUUGUGCAGAGAUCAUUUCUGAGCUGUUCAACAGCUUUAAAUCACAUUUUCAGACAUCAGCUAUACCGGAAAGACUUCCUGCCUGACAUUAAUGAUCUAUAGAACAAAACGCUAAUCAGAAAUAGUUCUGAGUUAGCGCCAGAGAUUAAUAUUUCACUUUUAUUAAUAUUUUGAAAGGGGGAUAUUAAGGAAAGUUUAUAUAUUCGUAUUUAAAAUAUAUAACAGUACACCACACUUAAUAUACUAUACACUUGGUAAGGCUAAAUAUUUAUAAAUUACUAUGAAACCACAAAAUGUCCAUGUAUUGCUUUCUGUUAGUUUCUUCGUAGCCUGCGUGUGUUUGGGCUGUAGGAACGGUCAGGAAGCACAUGCUGUCAGUGUCAUUUUGUUAAAUGUGAGUGACGGUUCACUGUGAGACACCAUUCCUGGUCAGGUUACCGGAGCGGGCCGUGAGCGUGCUGCGGGGCCAGCGUCUACGCCAGAGGCUGCUCCAGUCUCUGUUCCUGGAUCAGCGGUACUGGGAGAGCCAGGGAGGCCGGCACGGCAUCGAGAAGCUCAUCGACGUGAUCGAGAGAC